This is a messenger RNA of Mycena citricolor, 1612 nucleotides long. The record is from the annotation of a GenBank genome assembly. NCBI's taxonomy places the organism in Eukaryota, Fungi, Basidiomycota, Agaricomycetes, Agaricales, Mycenaceae.
GACCGGUAACUUGAAGAUCCGGAGGAAAGAUUGAUGUGCCGCGGGGAAGCACCGGAUGAUCGACUCUUCGUGAUUCGUAUUUAUGUAACCGUGCGGGGAAGUGGGGGCCCCAGAUUCCCCUUCUCCUUCGUUCCAUCCCAACAUGACCAUGGAAUCGUCCCUCGAGAAAGGCCAAGUCUCUCAUGAGAAAGGCGCAGUUGAGCACGCCCAAACGACAGAGCACACGACAGAGCCCUUGGCUUAUGACUUCUCUGGCCCUGAGCGCGCUGCGCUCGAAAGGAAGUUGGUGCGCAAGAUUGACCUGCGGAUGAGCAUUCUCGUUGUCAUUUACAUCUUGAAUUAUAUCGACAGGAACAAUGCGUCUGCUGCUCGCAGUCGAGGAUUAGUCAAAGACCUGCAUCUGACGGGGCAGCAAUACCCCACUCUGCUCUCGAUCCUCUAUGUCGGGUACAUUCUCAUGCAAAUCCCGAGUAACCUCUUCCUCAACUACAUCGGUCGGCCGUCACUUUACUUGCCUGGCGCCAUGAUCAUCUGGGGUACGAUCUCGAUGCUCACUGGAGCAACCACCAAUUUCCAUGGGGCUCUGGUCACUCGGUUCUUCCUCGGCUUCGUCGAGGCGGCCUUUUUCCCGGGAGCGUUGUUCCUCAUCUCCAAGUGGUACAAGCGUGACGAAAUUGGCUUGCGCACGGCUAUCUUGUACACGGGUAGCAUCAUCAGCAAUGCCUUUGGAUCGCUCAUUGCUUCCGGUAUCCUGUCGGGGAUGGAGGGGAAGCUAGGACAUGCGGCAUGGAGAUGGCUCUUUUACAUCGAGGGCGCACUGACCGUCUUCGUCGCCGUGAUCACGAUCUUCGUUCUCCCUGACUUUCCGGCCACGUCGAAAUGGCUCUCCGAGGAGGAGCGUGCCUUGGCUAUCCAUCGCAUGUCUGAGGAUGCUGGUGUCGGUGACGAGGGUCAGACCGAGCAUGGUGCUAUGCAGGGGCUGUCGCUCGCCUUUUCUGACUGGCGGGUCUGGUGGCUCACUUUUGCGUUGACGGCGCAAACUAUCUCUUUGUCCUUCAAUGCAUUCUUCCCCACUCUUACUGCCACGCUGGGCUAUAGCCCGACCGUCACCUUGCUCCUGUGUGCUCCUCCCUUUGCCUUUGCUGCGAUCGUGACUUUUAUCGUCGCUCGUCAUUCUGAUAAAGUCGGGGAACGGUCCUACCACAUGUGCACUUCCUUCGCCCUCGGAAUCGUCGGCUAUAUCAUCGCCAUGUCGUCCAUGAACACUGCUGCUCGAUACGUCUCUCUAUUCCUCAUGGCUCAGUCAUAUGCCGGCUUCGUUUCGCUCCUUGCGUGGUGCUCCAAUUCGUUCCCCCGUCCGCCAUCAAAGCGAGCAGUUGCUCUUGCGCUCAUCAAUUCUUUCAGUCAGCUAGGAAACAUAUCUGGAUCCUAUGUCUGGCCCACUGCAUGGGGUCCUACUUACCGCAACUCGUACGCCAUUUGCAUCGCCUGCUCCGCGUUGUGCAUUGCCAUGUGUUUGGCAUUCCGGAAGGUGUUGGAGGCCGAGAACAGAAAAUUGGAGCGGGCCGAAGAGGAGCAGGGCAAGCCCAAGGGCUACCGCUACAUUCUAUGA